AUGUAUUGGACCGAUGCCACAUCGACAGACGCUAGGACGCAGCAGCCCAGUCUCGAGUACUCCGUUAUCACCGAAAGCCACAAAGUCCACAAGAAGCAAGCUGCCGUCGACUCCACGGUCCAGCACGACCGUUCAGCUAGAGCCAUUAUAACAUCGAAGCCGCCUGUGGAGAACGAUCUUCGCGGCAUAGGUGCACAGUUCGAUGCGUACCGUGACGGGACCUAUUGA
Molecule: messenger RNA, 228 nt
Organism: Diaporthe amygdali
Lineage: Eukaryota; Fungi; Ascomycota; Sordariomycetes; Diaporthales; Diaporthaceae
Exons: 2
Coding region: 1-228 (75 amino acids)
Source: RefSeq, a predicted model, not a curated record